This is a messenger RNA of Cyclopterus lumpus (lumpfish), 1805 nucleotides long. It is a transcript of the gene oma1, whose product is annotated as OMA1 zinc metallopeptidase. Gene Ontology annotation, molecular function: metalloendopeptidase activity. Gene Ontology annotation, biological process: mitochondrial protein processing; protein quality control for misfolded or incompletely synthesized proteins. The transcript is spliced from 8 exons. Bases 259 to 1773 code for a protein of 504 amino acids. Gene Ontology annotation, cellular component: mitochondrial inner membrane. The record is from RefSeq and is a predicted model, not a curated record. Lineage: Eukaryota; Metazoa; Chordata; Actinopteri; Perciformes; Cyclopteridae.
CUGCCCAUAACAACCACCAAAGUUCCGCUGUCAAAAGUUCCGCCGUUUCGCGUCGAGGGCGGAACUAAAAUGGGGUCAAACUCGACGCGUUGCGGGACAACAACAUAAACUUUUUAACCAAAUGUGAACGUCAAACGGUUCCGUCUCGCGAGGCUGCUUUUAGCGCAAUGACAUUGACGACCCGGCGUCGAAGGGUACUUUAAAAAACACCGUCCCGUGACGUCAUUUCUACAUUUUAGAUGAGGCCGUGGUGACGUCAUGGUUCUCCUCUGCGUCCUCGGGAGCGGUCGCUUCUCUUUAGCCGCCGCGAGCCUGACACGAGCGGCACGCGCCGUGCACGACACGCGCCGGGUGUCCCCGCGACCUCUGCUCCCUGCGGGUGUCGCGUCACAGUCGUCGGUCCUUAACAAUGGGAGGAGGACGGCGUUUCGGCCGCCCGUUGGCCCCGGAGCCGCUUCCCCUCCGCGGCCCGGUCCUGUCCUCCGGGGACAGCCGGGCCGCCGCUUCCACACGUCGGCCCCCGCGAGGGCCCUGCCCGCCCCCCUCGUGUGGCUGCUGCUCAAGCCCCUGCAGAAGCUCGCGGCUAUGAUACUGGGCAGGAGUAUACGGAAGUGGUGGGUUGCUCUGCCGGUCGACCGCCGGCAGCUCCUGCGCGAGUGGGUCCGUCGGCGGCGCUGGCGUCUGGCAGCGGGGUCAGGCGUUGCCAUGGUGAUCGCAGCCCUCCUCCUCCUGACCCACCUGGACGAGUCCCCGGUGACGGGACGGACCCGCCUCCUGGUGUUCAGCAGAGAGAAGUACAUGGAGCUGGCGGCGCUGACUUCGGAGGCGUAUAUGGAGGAGUUCGCGGAGCUGCUGGUCGCGGUCACCGACCCUCGCCACCAGGUGGUGGAGCGGUUGGUGCAGCACCUGGCCCAAAGAAACCAGGACAUCCCCGAAGUGUCCGAAGUCACCUGGAGCGUCCACGUGGUGCAGAGUCCCAACGUGAACGCCUUCGUCCUGCCGAACGGGAAAGUGUUCAUUUUCACGGGGAUGCUGGAGGCCGUGGCGGACGUCCACCAGCUCACGUUCGUGCUGGGACACGAGAUGGCCCACGCCGUGUUGGGACAUUCCGCAGAACAGGCCAGCCUGUCUCACGUCGUGGACCUCCUGUCUCUCGUCCUCCUGACGGCCAUCUGGGCCGCGUGUCCUCGAGACAGCCUCGCUCUGCUGGGACAGUGGGUACAGGACAAGCUCUCCCAGUUGAUGUUCAGCCGUCCCUUCAGCAGGAAACUGGAGAAUGAGGCCGAUCUCGUCGGAUUGCAGUUGGCUGCAAAGGCGUGUGCAGAUGUGCGAGCAGGACCCGUAUUCUGGCAGCAAAUGGAAAUCAGAGACCAGCUGACAGGAGAUCCCACCUUCCCCGAGUGGCUGUCCACACACCCGUCGCACAAGAACCGAUUCACUCAGCUGGACCGCGUCAUGCCUCAGGCUCUGGAGCUGAGGGACAGCUGCGCCUGCCCGGCUCUACCGGCCACCGACCCGCGCGCCGUCUUCUCCAAGAGCGUGGCCGCGUUGCUGGAGACCUCCAAGCACCGAGGAGGAGGAGGAGGAGGAGGAGGAGGAGGUCUGGAAGGGGCGCGCCAGCCCCACCUGCCCCGGGGCCCGGCCUCACUGCCCGCGGCUCUGCUCGCCCGGACCGCCCUCCCUUCACCCUCCAAUGUGGAUCGAGCCAUGAAAGAACCGGUCUCGUUGGGAGCCUUGGAGUCAGCUGAGGUGGAAACAUCCCAGCCCAGCUGACAGGGUUUAAAUAAAAAACACAAAAAAACCAA